AUGAAGGAGGACGCGCAGCUGCCGUCCCUGGAUGAGUCGGUCCCCGUCGACGGGGCCGCCAUGUCGGGGCAGAACGACAACACCGAGACGUAUUUCAUGGCGACCAACACGGACGGAGACGACUCGGGGGUUACGCUGGACAGCAUCCACAUGGAAGACGCGGCGCGCCCGGGGCCCUCUUUUCUUCCCAUCCGCCGCGUCCGCGUUUGCCUGGGAAAAGGGACCCAGGAAAACCUGAUGGAAUACUCCCUCUCCAAGGGGCCCCCCACCAUGGCGACCGUCGAGGAGGUCAUGGCACUCUUCGAGAGUGGGGGGGAGUUAAGCACCAAGACAGUCCGGAAGAUCCUGAGAGACGCCUACAAGCAUCUCAAGGGCCUGGGCAACAUCAACAAGGUGCCGCUCAACUCGACGGAAGAAAGCGUCACGGUGGUGGGAGACAUCCAUGGGCAGCUGGCGGACCUGGUGUGCCUGAUGAACCACAACGGCCUUCCGUCGGAGACGAACAAGUACAUCUUCAACGGAGAUUUCGUAGACCGCGGCUUCCAGGGGGUGGAGGUGCUGGUGCUGUUGUUCCUCCUGAUGACGGUGUUCCCGAACAGCGUUUUCUUGAACCGCGGCAACCACGAGGACUUCGGCCUCUGCUGCGUCUACGGGUUCCAGAAGGAGUGCUUGGACAAGUACAACGACGUCGUCUUCAGGUGGAGAGGCUGGACUACGUGGUGCCGGCUAGGAGUGAAGAAGACCGCCAGGACGAGAGUAAUCUGCCCGAAGCCGAGGCGCCAGAAGGACCUCCGCACCAUCAUGCACUGCGCCUUGUGGAGCGACCCAGACCUGUCGCCGAGCCUGCCCAACCCGCAGCAGAACCCACGAGGGGCGGGCGUGUUGUUCGGCCCCGACUCGACCAAGUCUUUCCUCGAGGAGAACGGGCUGGACAUGGUGGUGCGGAGCCACGAGUGCGUGGAGGAGGGCUUCGACCUGCCCUUCGAGGAGGACAUGGAGGGGUGCUGCGCGACUAUCUUUUCCGCCUCGAACUACGGCGGGAGCAUGAACCAGGGGGCCACGAUGCGGUUCAGUCUCAACGAGACUGAUGACAGCUUCGCCGCGGGGGGGAUAAGGGCCACGUCCCCGGAGGUGCACUACACCGUGUUUGACUACCAGCUCACGGCUGCCGACAAGGACCACGGCCAUCUGCUCAAGGCCAACCAGAGCGGCCUGUCAUCCCUGGUGCUCCGGAAGAAGCGAGCGCUUACGGCCGCCUUUACCCAGGUGGACAAGCAGGGCGACGGCUUCGUCACCAAGGACAAGUGGUGCCAGGUCAUGGACAACGUGACGGGUUUGCAGAUCUCCUGGAAGGCGAUCUUGAAUAUCAUCGUGGACGAGGAAGACCGCGAAGGGGACAAGAUUAACUGGAGAGCGUUCAUGUCCAAGUUCCACGUGAAGCUGUCGGCGAGGGCCAGCAAGGGCGUGGGCAAGAACGUCGCUAUGUUCGACGCCAUGUACGCGGACCGCGAAAAGCUGGAGGCCAUCUUCCGCUUCUUUGACACGGACGGAAAUGGCUCAAUCAGCCGCGAGGAGUUCCACAGGGGGUGCGAGCUGCUGAACCAGCAGGCCGGGGAAGGCGAGUACCUGGAGAACAUUGACGUGAUCCUCGGCGUGAUGGACAUGGACAACAACGACUCGAUCGACAUCAACGAGUUCUUCGAGGUUUUCCGCCUUGUGGACGCGGCGGAUGGGACUGUGGACGGAAAGUACGGCACGUCCUGAUUCAUCAAACCACGGACAUUUGCGGCGGCUGACUGAUGACGCGCGUCUAGCAGUGGUGCGCAGAAUCUUUCUUGGGGGCUCCCCUCCCCCCCCUCCCCCCCUGUUCUGUUCUGGAGGGUUGUCAACGUUCCUUCUUUUCCUCUAUUGUAGUCUGCCCCAUGAUGCGUUUUGUCAUUUUUUUUUUUCAUCUAACAACCCUUGUUUUGUUCUUUUUGCUCGUCUCUUUUUUGCAUACUCACUUACCUUCGGGUAUUUUUCUCAUGGUUGGUCGUCUUUUUUCGUUUGUCGUUGAUUGUUUUUGUGUCUUGGCCGGGCUGUUACGCCGUUGAUUUCGGAACAGUUUGAGUCACGUUUAGCGUUCCUUCCGUAUAGAGCACGCCUUGUGAGCAUCGUUGGUCGGUGUUGUUCAAGUAGGUGUCUCCCCCCCCCUACGUCCAGCGGUGGUAGCUUGACAAGAGCAGUUUGUGGGCAUUUAUCCGAUGUGGCAGUCAGUUGCAGCAGGCGCGUGAGUGCAAGCAACACCCCCUCCCAGAGAGUGGCGUGACCAGCGUUGAGUACAGUGUGUGGGAGGGGUUUUGGGUCUCCAUGAGUGAGUUAUCGGCGUUUUCGCUCAGAUUUUGUCCAUGGACAAUGUCGAGAUGAGGUCGUGGGAGGGGGGGGGGGCAUCGACGAUACUGCCUGCCUGCAAACCAAACUCGACGGACUGAGCUGAGCAGCAGGGACCGGGUGUAGCGAUCAAUAAAUAGAUGCCCGCAUGGGUUUCUGGGUUUGAUUCCUAAGUGUUGCAUGCAGGCAUCACGGUAGUCCCUUUUAUUUGGUCUAUUUAUGUAGCUUGUUUUGUUUCUUGUUUGUUUCCUUGGAAACGAUUUGACAGUAAACUUUUAGGGCCGUGCUGCUCUCUCUCUCGGUCUUGUUGCAGGGCACGAUUACCGACAUUUUUCCAAGUACCCCCCCCCCCCCCCCCCCCUUU
Ectocarpus siliculosus is the source of this 2734-nucleotide messenger RNA. NCBI's taxonomy places the organism in Eukaryota, Phaeophyceae, Ectocarpales, Ectocarpaceae. The record is from the annotation of a GenBank genome assembly.